Messenger RNA from Falco peregrinus (peregrine falcon), 4686 nucleotides. Its product is annotated as E3 ubiquitin-protein ligase TRIM7. The record is from RefSeq and is a predicted model, not a curated record. Gene Ontology annotation, molecular function: zinc ion binding; protein binding. Bases 111 to 1724 code for a protein of 537 amino acids. The transcript is spliced from 7 exons. NCBI's taxonomy places the organism in Eukaryota, Metazoa, Chordata, Aves, Falconiformes, Falconidae.
UCCCUUUUCCCACCUCCCUCCUUGAAGAAAAAAAAAAAGAGCCAUGAGCCCAGGAUUUGUGGGGCAGCAGAGGGUAGGGAUUAUUCCUGCUUUCUUCCUCUUCCACCUACAUGUUGUCCCCUAAUGUCGAGGUCUUCGUUACUGGUUUAAAGAAACCAGACACUGCAGAAGUGACCUUGGGCAGCAGGCUUGUUCCUGGAAGAGGAACGCCCACUCAGGGCUGGAUGCCAAGCAUUCAUGUUCCACGUCCAGCCCUGGUGAAAUCAGUCCUUGCCCGUAGGAGAGAGGCCAUGGCGGCGGUGUUUCUGCCUGGCAAUCUCCAGGAUGAAGCCACUUGCUCUGUCUGCCUGGAGUUCUUCAAAGACCCCGUGUCCAUCGAGUGCGGGCACAACUUCUGCCGGGCGUGCAUCAUCAAGAGUUGGAAGGACCUAGAGAUGGAUUUUCCCUGCCCACAGUGCCGGGAGGUCUUCCAACAGAAGAGCUUCAGACCCAACCGGCAGCUGGCAAACAUGUCCGAGAUCAUCAGCCAGUUCACCCUCCGUGGGGCCAAGGGUGCCGAGGAGGAAGGGCUCUGCACAAAGCACAGGGAAGCCCUCAAGCUCUACUGCAAGGACGACCGGAGAACCAUCUGCGUGGUGUGCGACCGGUCUCGGGAGCACCGGCCGCAUGCUGUUGUACCUGUGGACGAGGCAUCUGAGGAGUACAAGGAGAAAAUCCAGGGACGCUUGGAUUUCUUGAAAAAGGAGAGGCAAGAGCUGCUGGAGUUUAAAGUGAAUGAUGAUAAGAAAACCCAGGAGCUCUUGAAAACCAUCGAGAACGAGCGGCAGAAGCUGCUCUUGGAGUUUGAGAGGCUGCGGCAGUUCCUGCACGACCAGGAGCACAUCCUCUUGGGGCAGCUGGAGAAGAUGGAGAAGAACAUUGCCAAGAGGCAGAAUGAGAACAUCACCGACCUCUCCAAGGAGAUCACACUCCUCAACAAGCUCAUCACAGAGCUGGAGGAGAAAAUCCAGCAGCCCAUGCUUGAAUUCCUCAAGGAUGUCAUGAACAUCAUCAGCAGAAGUGAUGAUGUGAAGUGCCAGAAGCCUGUACCAGUAUGCACAGAUAUGAAAAUGCACAUCUGCAAUUUUUCCCUCAAGACUGUCGUCCUUGAGAAAGUCUUAAAGAAAUUCAGAGAAAACCUGCAAGAUGAACUGGGAAGAGGUGAAAAAGAGGACCUGACCCUGGACCCCGACUCGGCAAACCACCUCCUCAUCCUGUCUGCAGACCUCAAGAGCGUGAGGAUGGGUUGUAGGAAACAGGAGCUGCCUGACAACCCCAAGAGAUUCGACACGAACUCGCGGGUGCUGGCUUCCACGGGCUUCAAGUCGGGAAGACACUACUGGGAAGUGGAGGUGGGGGCCUCGGACGGCUGGGCCUUUGGGGUGGCCAAGGAGUCCGUCAGGAGGAAAGGUCUGACGCAGUUUUCCCCCGAAGAAGGCAUCUGGGCGGUACAGCAAAAUGGAGGUCGCUACUGGGCGGUCACUUCGCCCCAGCGCACUCCGCUGUGCCUCAGCCAGAAACUCAGCAAGGUCAGGGUGUACCUGGAUUAUGAAGGGGAAGAAGUCUCCUUCUACAACGCCGACAACAUGCAGCACAUCUUCACCUUCAACGUCGCCUUCCAGGAGAAGGUGUUCCCUCUCUUUUCCGUCUGCUCCACCGUCACCUACAUUAAACUGUGCCCCUGAUUUCUUGUGAGCUUUGCUGAGGACCUGUCUCCGUGGUCUUCACUGGAUGGUGCCUGGGCAGCAGCGAGGAGCACGAGGGAUGCUGCAAUCAACCAUGCAGCCUGGUUCAUAGGCAAGCUGAUAGAUGGGUAACCAGGUAGUCAGGGCAAAAUAUCACAAGGAAGGUGUUCCAAUCAGCUUAAAACAGCUAUUGAAGUCAUCAGCAGUCCCCAGAAGGUCGUGGUCACCAUCUUAAACGCAUCUCUGAACCAACUCACCUCUUAAGCAAGAAGGAAACCACUGGUAGUUGGUUUGUGGCUCCAAGUCUGGUAAUGGACAAGCGUUUUUCUUUUCUCAUGUGGGUCUAAGGAUCAAUAUUAGAGCUGGUGGAAGUUUUGGAGUGGAACCUCCACCUCUUUAGAAGUGCCAAUGACUUAAAACCAAAAUGUUUAGUGGGUAAAUGCCCCGUGGGAAAGGUGGAGAGAGUAACACCGAGUAGGACACUUUGGACAUCCAUCCAAAGCCAGAAUAGGCAAAGCUCAUUUGUAUUUGAUCAAGUAAAAUCAAAUUACAAAGUUUUGUUCCUCCUGAAGUGAAUGUAAUGGGGAUUUUCCCAUUGUUGUAUUAUACUGUUGCUCCCAACAAACCAUAGCCACCAUCUCUGUGCCAAAAGUGGAAAUCCUGCCCAGGUGCCUUCACUCCUAGAAGAUUUAGGAGAAGAUAUUUAGGCUGAUUAACUGCUCCUGGGGAGUAAUUGGAUUUCAGCACGUCAGGAUGCUUGGUGAGGAUGCUCACGGCCUCGUGCUGGGCUGUGUGGGUGGUUAUAAAGGUCUCAGCUGGAGUUUCAGGCUUUUUCCUCUUGCUCCUGCUGGGAAGAAAGGUCCCCAGUGAAGGGUGGGUGCUUGGUUACUUAUUCUAGCUGGUGCCCCUAAAAACUGGGGUAAUAGCUGGACCUCAAAGGCUGUUUUUGCAAUGUUGAGAUGGUGGUCUGAGCUGUCCCAAGUGAUCUAAACCAUACGGCUACCAAGAUCUGGCCUGCCUUGGAGUCCGGUUGGGGUUGAAGAGUUGCUGUGGACUUUUGGUUGCCCUCUCCAUCAGCUUGUGUAAGUGCUCUGUACUUUGCUUUUCUGUCUACGGCUCCUCUGGGGAGGAGGGAGAGGUAUUGCUGCUGCCCUGGAAAAGGCUGAAAGGUGCUUUUUUUUUUUUUUUUGCGGUUUUUUUUUUUUUAAGCAACAAAUAUUAAUGUUGCUCAGGUGUGUUUGUCCUACUGGAUGUGAGCAAGAACUAUGUUUCUGAAAUUUGGUGCUCCUAUGUGACUCCUCCUGAGGUGCCCUCUCUGCAGAAGAUGGUGUUUUCAAAACAAUCCCUCAUGGCUAUUUGCUCUUCACCGUCAGGGUGGUGAGGUGCUGGAAGAGGCUGCCCAGGGAAGCUGUGGAUGUCCCAUCCCUGGAAGUGUUCAAGGCCAGGUUGGACGGAGUUGUGAGCAACCUGGUCUAGUGGAAGGUGUCCCCAUGGUGGGGGCGUCGGAACUAGAUGGUCCUUAAGGUCCCUUUGAACCCAAACUAUUCUACAGUCCUUUACCUGUAGUAACCUAGACUUUAGGUGCUCAAUCUUGUAUUUCCUCAGACUCUCUUUACUGCUCAGCUCUCAGAAAAAACAUGCAUUUACCUUCAUCUCCUGCUUUCUUUUUCUGGAAUUCCUCACUACCAAGACAACAAAAGUGCAACAUGCAGCUUGCUUUGUUCACUGUUGCUUUUGCCAAAACAAAGCAGCUGUUAAAAAAAUAACGGGCAUAUUAUCGUCUGAAGUGAUAAAAAAUACAGUUUCUGGUUCGGGGGUGUUGUUGGUUGGCUUCUUAACCUUUUCUAGAGAACAUGCAAAUACUUUUAAGGAAAUACACAGUUGGGAUGAGGCGGGGAGCUUUUUUUUUAAUGAAGAACAACAUUUCCUCAUUGAUUCUAAGAUGAGAAAAAGGCAUUUCUAUGUGUAGCUAAUCUUCAUACGUGCCCAAACCUACUGGCAAACCCCUGAUCAACUCCAGCAAUCUGUGCGUUUCCUACACUUCGGGGGUUUAAACUCCUCUGCAGUAAAUCCGUGUCACAGCAGCAGAAUAAAAUGAAAAGGCUGUGGUCCUCUCCCAGGGCCCACAGAUGCUGUGUGUGCAGGUGGGUGGUUGCCCCCAACACCUUCGAUUGCUUCCACCAGCUUGUGCCCUUGGUGGUGAAGACGUGCUGCCCAUCGACCGCUGCCUUAGAAAGUGGCCUGACUGAUGCAAAAGGUGACAUCAAAACCCAAACCGACCAGAAGUGAGGUGAAUCCAUGCGAGAACGUCAUGAUGCUGCUGACUUGAAGAGGUGCUUUACUCCCAGUGUUACAGGUGUAUCUUCCCAUGCAUGGCUGAAGGUUUUCUUUGUGCACGGCUGAGCCCUUAGCUCUAUCCCAAAUAAUGGAAAUCUGCCCAGGAACUACUGGAGAUGAAGCACAAUCCAUCUUCUAGGAGAUGAAUUAAUGCAGGAUCAGGUGAAUUUCAGAUACCAUUAGUCAUAAAAAGAGCUGGGGGUGACUGGUUUAGGUGUGACAAUCUCCAUUUUGAGUGGGUGGGUUCUUUCCUACUUUGUCUGCUUUUUGUUUUUGUUUGUUUAAUGAGUUUGGCUUUAAACCCACAUUAUUUAAAGCUGCAGCAACUCUUAUAAAGGUCAGGCCAUGAACAGGUGAGCAAAAUGCCUGAAUUUCCUGAGCUCCCUCCAUUGUUGAAGCUAUGCCACUGUAGAAAUUACAUCAAUAAAUAAAAAUCCCUAGAACAAAAAAGGUAUUAGCAGAAGCCACGGUAUUUCUUAUGUUGUGACUCAGUGGGGUUUUUUAUCUGUACAUGAGAAAUGAGUCUUCUACAAACCACGGGGAGCAAAAAUCAUCACCUGAGUGGAUUUGAAACCUCCCAGAUUGUUCCUAGCCCAUGUGCUAGAAAUAAAAUGUGAAGGUGCUA